Molecule: messenger RNA, 2563 nt
Organism: Cyanistes caeruleus (blue tit)
Lineage: Eukaryota; Metazoa; Chordata; Aves; Passeriformes; Paridae
Gene: SCOC
Product: short coiled-coil protein
Cellular component (GO): trans-Golgi network
Source: RefSeq, a predicted model, not a curated record
ACAGAGCAAGACGUGUGCAGCUGCCAACAAUUCAUUAAAGAUUUAACCAGAGAAGUCACGAGUGCACUUAAAAAUGGCGGACAACUGCCAUGCUUAACACACAUGUCAAAAACUUUGGGAAAAGGCAGAAAAAUGGAGUUACCUUUGGAUGAGGAGGAUGGCACAUUCACCAACAUUUCUUUGGCAGAUGAUUCAGAGUAUCGCUCAAGAAAACUCUCUUCAAAAGUGGAAGGAGCACCUACUACAAUGAUGAAUGCCGAUAUGGAUGCUGUUGAGAAUCAGGUGGAAUUAGAAGAGAAAACACGGCUUAUUAAUCAAGUUUUGGAACUGCAGCAUACACUUGAAGAUCUCUCAGCACGAGUAGAUGCUGUUAAGGAAGAAAACUUGAAACUGAAAUCAGAAAACCAAGUUCUUGGACAGUAUAUAGAAAAUCUGAUGUCAGCAUCUAGUGUUUUCCAAACAACUGACACAAAAAGCAAAAGGAAGUAAGGGUUGACUCACAGAUUAUGUAAUUGUAUUGCUGCUGGGUUUUAUUUGUUGUUAACUGGCAUAGGCUACAUAAGCUAAAAUUCUUUAGUUUGUGGCUUACUGAAUUCUCAAAGAUUAUAAACUUUGGUAAUAAACAGAAUUAAGAGCAUUAUCAUGAACAGGAGACAAGUUUGUGUAAUAAGCAAUGUGCAAAUGUAGUGUAGAUAAUUAUAAAAUUGUAGUAUUUGUUUUAAAAAUGAUCAUAUCUUGUUAAAAAGCAGGUUAGUUUGUCAGGUUAAACAAAGUUCUGUUGGCACUCUGAGGUCUUAGGGUAGAUUUCUUGACUAGCCUGGUAAUAGUUAUAAUAUUGUGUUGAAACCCCAUUUGAUAAAAAUACUCAGUUUAACUGCAUCACUUUUUUCACCUGAGAUGUGUUUACUGUUCAUAGCUCUACAAAACAAAACAAAAACCUAUAAACCAGUUAAGCAUUUCUGUGAAGUAGGAACACUAUGACGUUGUUUGCGGGGCUUGUAUACAGAAAAACACCUUGUACUUUUUUGGGAAGGGGGUAAGAGAGAUGCAGUAUCAGAUAUAAUAUGUACAUGUGAAACCAUUGCUGCUUUUCCAUUUCCCUGAAGAAUAAUCAGGCACAUCAUCACAAUGUAUGAUCUUCCUGAAGUUCUUCUGUUGUGUAAUGAAAAGUUAAGUAAAAACCUCAGUGAUAAGCUUUCCAGAAAGAGGUCAGCAAUGCUUCUCAUGCUCAUGAACAAACUGCAGCAAGGAACUGAGAACAAGUCUUUCCUUCCCCCUUUUACUUUCCUUCUGAAGUGCCAAACUUGUCUUCGCUUCAGACCUCAGAGCAGCUGUUUUCCUGCCUCAUAGGCUAAACUUGUGUAGAUCUUCUUGAGGCACUGCAUAAAAACAGCUAAGGCAGAAGGAUGCAGUGGAACAAUGGUGGAUUUUGCCUAUCAAAAUGGCACUGCUCUGAGCAAUGCCUGGUGGCAAGAUGCUGUUUUUUCUUGGCUUGGCUGUUAGGUUUUGUAGGGGAGCUUAGCCCAGAUUAUGGGUCUGAGCACUUCCCACCGAGGCAGCAUGUACAGCAUAAUCAGUAUUAAGGGAGAGCAGAAGCUGAAAUACAAACAAGUAAGUAAAUUUUAGCAGUACUUAGUUACAUCUAUUUCAUCUUGUCCUACAGCAGCUCUGCACUUAUUUACGUAUGUUAGCUAGGACUGAGUUCUCACUUCAGUAAUGAAGCCAUUUUACUUGACCUUUUAAAAGGAAACCACUAGUUCAAGGAGCUCUCUCAAGCAUAGUGUGAAUGAGGCAGUGUAACAGAAGAAUAAAUCCUUCUCAAAUCCCAACUUUCUUAGCAGCCAGGUACUGCUGUCUCAAGUGUAAGAUGACAUUGUGAGGUUCCCCUCUCCCAAAGGUCAGGUUUCCCAUUUCUCCCCAUUUAAAAUGGCUGUACAAUGCUCGAGUCAAAAGACUCUAAACAAAGUCAAAAGACUGCAAACAAAGCACUAAUAGUACAGUCUUGAGGGCUGUUGACAAGUCUGGGUCAAGAAACCCAAUGAUGAAAAAUGGAUGAUACCAUUUGUGUCAUGGGGUCCUUGUCAACAUCUCAAAUUAAUUUUAAUCUUCUUAAUUUUAAUCUUCUAUGGACUACUUUUUCACAUUACUGGAACUCUAAAUUAAUCCAAGAGUUUCUAGCAGGUAGAGUAGAUCAUAAGGCUAGAGUUUGAGGAUUAAAAUAACAAUCAUAGAAAGCACUUGACUUCUAAAGGUUGCAUUGCAUUAUAGCCAUCAUAGCUUUAAAGCCACAUUCCUACCGUCUCCAUCUGCACUGUAGUUCACCUGGUAACACAGCAUGCGCUUGUUAAGACUUCAGCAAUUCCCAAGAUAAAGUAAUUUUAAAAUUAUGGUUUUGUAUUGUAGAUUGGAUAGUGGUAUUUUAUCCAUCAGUGUGUAUACAGCAGUUAUUUAAUCUCCAUGCCAUUUUACAUCCCACUACUGUGGCCUUCAUUUAACUUACGAACAUUUUAAAGAUGUUGUAUUUCUGACUUUACACCAAAUAAAAACCUUUCAUUUGUCUCAA